GGGUCAGAGCUGCUGGUUCGGAGUCUGAGCAGCAACGUCCUCAGCCUCCUGUGCCGUCUGCAGGGUUUCUGUUGGAAGGAUGACCGCCGGAAAUAAGGAGAAUGUGCGGCUCUUUGAUGCAGGGGCCAAAGGUCGGGGCCUGAAGGCCAGCAAAGCGUUCAACACCGGGGAAGUGGUCUUUGCCGAGCCAAGCUACUCUGCCGUGGUGUUUGACAGUCUGGCCUCUCAGGUGUGCCACAGCUGUUUCCGGCGCCAGGCUCAGCUGCACCGCUGCGCUCAGUGCCGCUUCGCCCACUACUGCGACCGCACCUGCCAGACUGCAUGCUGGGAAGAGCACAAGCAGGAGUGUGCAGCCAUCAGGAAGAGCGGCAAGGCUCCCAGCGAAUCUGUCCGCCUGGCAGCUCGUGUCCUCUGGCGUCUUCAUAAGGACGGCGGCCUGGCGUCGGACAGUCAGCUGGUUUCGGUGGACCAGCUGCAGGAGCACGUGGACCAGCUGUCUCAGGAGCAGCUCCAGCAGCUCCAGAGGGACGUGCGCGUCCUCCAGGAUUACUGGUCCUACGGGAGCAAGCAGCACUCUGCCGAAUACAUCUCCCACAUAUUUGGCAUUAUCAAGUGUAACGGAUUCACGCUGAGCGACCAGAGAGGUCUGCAGGCUGUCGGCGUGGGUCUCUUUCCCAACCUGGCCCUGGUCAACCACGACUGCUGGCCCAACUGCACCGCCAUCCUCAACCACGGCAACCACUCAGCUGUGAACUCUGCUCUUCAUUCUCCGAGGAGGAUCGAGGUGCGGGCUCUGGGGAAGAUCUCCGAGGGCGAGGAGCUGACCGUCAGCUAUGUGGACUUCCUGCAGCUCUCUGCAGACCGUCAGAACCAGCUGAAGGAGCAGUACCACUUUGAGUGCUCCUGCAAACACUGCAGCCAGCACAUCUCUGAUGAUCUGAUGAUGGCAGCUGCAGAUGGACAGGACUCUCCGCCGUCUGCCGAGCAGAUCAAGGAGCUCUCUGCCUUCAGCAAGGAGACUCUGGAGAAGAUUGAGAAGUCCCGCCUGGACAGGGAUUACAGUGAGGUGCUGAAGCUUUGCAGAGAGUGUCUGCAGAAGCAGCAGGGAGUCCUGGCUGACACUCACCUGCACAGACUGCGCGUGCUCAGCACGGCCGCCGAGGUGCUGUCGUACCUGCGGCAGUUCUCCGAGGCCGCAGACUGCGCCCGCAAGAUGGUGGAGGGAUACAUGAAGCUGUAUCACCCCAACAACGCCCUGCUGGGCAUGGCCAUCAUGCGAGCGGGCGUCACCCUCUGGCACGCCGGGCAGGUCGAGGAGGGUCACAGCCUGAUCUGCAAAGCCUACAGCAUCCUGAUGGUGACCCACGGGCCCAACCACUCCGUCACCCGAGACCUGGAGAAAAUGCGCGGACAAACGGAGCGGGAGCUGAAGAUGCUCCAGCAGAACGAGGACGUUUACGCCCCCAAGAAGCAGAACAUCAGCAGCUGCAGCGCAGACGACAGCGCCAAGGCCUUCCUCCGCGAGCAGUGAAGAGCAGGAGGGAGGAGCUCCUCCUCAUCCUCAUCCUGACUGUGAACCACACCGGUGUGCAAAUUAAAAGUCCAACUGUCUGUCUGUUCCUGAUCAAUGAAAGUGAACAAAGUGCUGCUGAAUUAUCAAAGUGUUCCUGAAAACUCCAAAAACGAUGUUUGUUUUUGACAAUCCUGGCAGGAAAUUGUGGAACCACCUAAUGAAAACUGUUUGACAAAAGUUACAUAUUUUGUGGAAAAUGUUUGUAUAUUUACUCUUUUAUGAGGUUAAAAAAUUGAAAUGACUUAUGAAUGUGCCUUGAAACAAAGCUCAUGCUUGAAAAGGUUUGCUCAGAAGGAACCUGAAAAACCCAGAGAAUCUUAAGUUUAAAAGUUUAUCGUCAUGAAAAAGUUGAGAACAACAAAGUAAGACUGUCAUCUGAAUUAUUCAAAUGUUACCUUAGAAAAUAUAUGUUUAUGUCGUUUACAGAAAUGCUUUUCAAACUCCCAGACUGAGAGUUGUUCUGCGGUCACUGACUGUCAGGGAAAAUGAAAUAAAAGCUCAGCGUCUCUGUUGA
Oryzias melastigma (Indian medaka) is the source of this 2087-nucleotide messenger RNA. RefSeq names its product SET and MYND domain containing 1a (gene smyd1a). Bases 80 to 1531 code for a protein of 483 amino acids. Gene Ontology annotation, molecular function: protein binding. The transcript is spliced from 10 exons. Gene Ontology annotation, cellular component: nucleus. NCBI's taxonomy places the organism in Eukaryota, Metazoa, Chordata, Actinopteri, Beloniformes, Adrianichthyidae. The record is from RefSeq and is a predicted model, not a curated record.